GAGUCUGGCUUUCCGUGUUGCGAUUGCGAUGAGAGACACACACGGUGAAGGCUUCAAUCACACAGCUCCCACACACCGUCUCCUGGCUGCUGGUACCGAAACCUGAACAAGACGUCUGGCGGGCGGGGAAACAACCACCGGACCGGACUGCUGCUGGCUGCUGCUGCCGCCCCGGGGAGCAGGAGAGAAGCAUCAAUGCCUCCAGGUUCCCUGUCACAUAUCGGCCUGGACCUGUUCUCGUCAUCGGGCCUCCUGCGCUGAGAUAAUGAAAGGAUGGCCGAGCGGCGAUGCGGGGACCACGGAAGGCUGACGGAUGCUGCUGCAGCGACUCACCGGGAUGAGCAGCAGCAUCACAACACGAUGAAUUUAACGGAGGAAGCAGGAGCAGAGGGUCUCUCUUUGGAGGAGAUACUGAGGCUUUAUGGACAGCCCAUCAACGAGGAGCAGGCUUGGGCGGUGUGUUACCAGUGCUGCAGGACGCUGGCGAAGGGACACCGGGGCUGGAGAGGCUCCUCUGCCGCCGCCGGAGCAUCAUCGGCCGCCGCUCCGAGGAGGAUCUCCGGACCGGCGGAUGUUUGCAUACAGAGAGACGGAUCUGUGAGGGUGGAACACCAGCGCUGUGAAGGUAAAUACAGCCCUUGCACAACAACAGAGGUGAUUGAGUCUCUGGGCAUCAUGAUCUACAAGGCUCUGGAUUAUGGACUAAAGGAGAAUGAGGAGAGGGAGCUCAGCCCUCCUCUGGAGGAGCUCAUUGACCUCAUGACCAACAUGGCUGAGGCUGAGAGGGACACCUGCCCCGACGAAGGCUACGAGGCCACAGAGGAGGAGGACGAGGCAGAGGAUGACCCUGACAACAUUUCCAGUGUUCAUGGCUACAGAGACAUCCUCAAGCUGUGCACAACUCAUCUACCCAGUCUAUCGGACGCCUCCAGUCACUACCAGGCAGUGUGUCGGGCUCUGUACACCGAAACCAGGGAGCUACACACUUUCCUGGAGAAGAUCAAGAGUGCCAAAGAGAACCUCCGUAAGAUGGAGGAAGAGUCAUCAGAAGAGCCUGGCCGAGACCUGAAUGAGCUACAGAAUGCUGACUGGGCUCGAUUCUGGGUUCAGGUGAUGAGGGACCUGCGUGAAGGAGUCAAGCUGAAGAAGGUGCAGGAGCGUCAGUACAACCCUCUGCCUAUCGAGUACCAGCUCACCCCCUAUGAGAUGCUCAUGGACGACAUCAGGUCCAAACGCUACAAACUGCGCAAAGUCAUGGUAAAUGGAGACAUCCCACCCAGGUUAAAGAAGAGUGCUCAUGAAGUCAUUCUGGAGUUCAUUAGGUCCAGACCACCUCUCAAUCCUGUGUCAGCCCGGAAGCUGAAGCCACAGACUCAGCCUCCUCCGACACUGCAUGAGCGCAUCCUGGAGGAAAUCAAAGCAGAGAGGAAACUUCGACCAGUGUCGCCUGGGGAAGUCCGCAGGGGAAGGCUGGUAAUUCGGCCACUUAGCAUGUCUUUCAGUUUUGAUGCGUCAGAUGAGUUUAGUCCGUACAUGGGCAGGAGGACAUCCAGCUCUCUGUCUCUGGCCAAUGGAUCAGCGUCUCCCAGGGUAGAACCCGCUGGUUCUCAGUCUGCUCCUCAGAGGAAGAGGCUCCUGAAGGCUCCCAGCCUCGCAGAGCUGGACAGCUCAGACUCUGAUGAUGAGAUUGUUGGGCACAGAUCAGCCAGCAGCUCCAGUGUGGCUACAUCUUUCAUGGAUGAUACAUCCCCGGAGUCUGCACUUGGGAAGAAAACUCCACACAUGUUCCUGCCCAUUUCCUCUACACCACAGCCAGAGAGACGUCAGACACCCCAGAGGAGACACUCCAUCGAGAAGGAAACCCCGACCAAUGUCCGACAGUUUCAGCCACCCUCCAAACAGAGCUCCAAGUCUCUGGAGGAGUUCUGUUUCCCUGUGGAGUGCCUGUCUCUUACGGUGGAGGAGGUGAUGCACAUCAGACAGGUGCUGGUGAAGGCAGAGCUGGAGAAGUUCCAGCAGUACAAAGACAUCUACAACGCUAUGAAGAAGGGAAAGCUUUGCUUCUGUUGUCGAACUAAAAGGUUCUCCUUUUUCACCUGGUCCUACGUCUGCCAGUUUUGCAAAAAGCCUGUGUGUUCACAGUGCUGCAAAAAGAUGCGGCUGCCAUCCAAGCCUUACUCUAGCUUGCCCAUCUACUCCAUUGGCUCGACAAACACUCUCCCCAGGGAGAGGGUAAGUGCUAUGGCUGCUGUAGGACAAGCACUCUCUGUGGCUGGAGGAGCAGUGGGAGGAGCCACAGCACCCCCCGCUUUGAAAGGACCAACAACAGGAGCAACUAAAGGAGCUGGAAAAGCCUCAGGAGCAGCAACUGCUGCUAAGUCUGAGAAAUCUUCCAGUAGCCCACAACGCCACGGCAUUCACAAGACCAUGUCCAAGUUUUCCAAGCACGGCUCUUUGAAAUCCCACGAAGAACUGGAGCUUCCCCCAGAACUGACAGAGGACUGGGCCACCAUGGAGGUGUGUGUGGACUGCAAGAAGUUCAUCACUGACAUUAUUGCGUCCAGCAAGCACAGCCUGUCACUGGCCACCAAGAGAGCUCGCCUAAAACGCAAGACUCAGUCCUUCUACUUGUCCUCCCCUAAAGGAAGGGAGGAGUACCGGCCCUCUGAACGAACAAUCAAGGAGAUCUAAAGCUCUUCAUCUCUCUCUCUCUUUGGCUGCUUCCAACUGCAAUGGCACAAUUAUAAAGACUGAACACUGGAUAUUAUCUUACUGUACAUGUGUACUUCAGUCAGAUAAAGCCAUUAGAAUGGCUGAUAUGAACUUCAGUGUAGGUGCUGUUGCUCUCUCCUGAUCAUUGUGUACAGAUUGUUCAGACAACAACCUCCUGUAGAGUUGCCGAUGUUUUUUUUUUGUUUUUUUUAUCAUAUCAUAGAUGAUCCUUUAUUCUCCGGCCGCAGUGUUUAAGAAAACAGAUAAGAACUGCUGUGAUGGCCAGUGGCAAUGCCUCGAAGUGGAAUGACGCCCCUCUCCUCUGAUGGCACAACAGCAUCGUCCAACCCAACUCACACUCAAAUCAAUAAGCACAAGAAUGAUUGAUGUGUGUUUGACCUCCUCAGGCACUGACACUGCAGAAGACACAAGUCCUGCAGAGAGACUGUGCUGUAAACCGAGAGUGACACUCAAGGAAAUAUGGAAUAUUAAACUGUACAUUUUGUAUGAGUUUCAACUGAGUUUUUUACAUGUGUGCACAGUAAAUGAUUGUUCAAUGAAAAGUCACCCUUUGUUUUUAAUCAGCAAAAUAAUUUGCUGAUGAUGCUCAGUGAAACUGUCCCCACUUCCGUCUUCUCUAAGGAUACUUGAAAGCACGGUUCUGCUUUUAUUGAGAAGGCAUGUCAGUUUUUACGUCACAUUUAGGUUACAUCUUCUGUUCUUACGCAGAUUUCGUGCCAAAUAAUAACCACAUUCUAAUCUGUAUGUCAUGUCAAGAAAAGUCUUGUAGCAUAAGUGAUCCCUGCUCAUUAAAACACGGUUUUAAAUCUAAAUAUCAAGCAUUUAGAGUGUAACAAUCAGCUGAGCUGCUUUAUCAGUACUGGGUGAUUAUGAUUGGAUAAACAGUGGUUGAUUAUAGUAUUGUACUCCCAUACACUAAGAGGACUUACAAGAGACAGAAGAAGAGUGGUCUAAUUGAAGCUGCAAAUACUUUUUAUGGUCUUCAUACGGAUCAAGCUCAAAAAAUGUGAUAGCAACAAAAAUACAUAAAUCUUUCAACCAAAACCAUUCUAACUUUGACAGAAAAUGUCAAAGUUAGUUGCUGGACUGAAUCCCUUAUAGUGACAAGCUAUAAACAAACAUGUUAGAGCCUUUAAGCACAUUUCUUAAUCAUACAUUCACGCUGCAUAGUCAUCUGCAACCUGUGUUUAAGAUUACUCAGAUGUGCACUCAGACAGGCAUACAAACAUUAUUACCUGCAGUACCAUGUGUAAGGUUUUCAAAUUUGCCUUUUAAUAAUUUACAGGAAAUAUUUACAUAUUUUUACAUUUUGAAAUACCUUUAAAUUAAUGCGUUGUUAAAUAUAUAGCAGAUUUUAAAUCCUUCACUUUUCU
Scatophagus argus is the source of this 4106-nucleotide messenger RNA. RefSeq names its product spire-type actin nucleation factor 1b (gene spire1b). The coding region runs from base 274 to 2691 and encodes 805 amino acids. Lineage: Eukaryota; Metazoa; Chordata; Actinopteri; Scatophagidae. The record is from RefSeq and is a predicted model, not a curated record. Gene Ontology annotation, cellular component: cytoplasmic vesicle membrane; cell cortex. Gene Ontology annotation, molecular function: actin binding. Gene Ontology annotation, biological process: actin nucleation; establishment of meiotic spindle localization; polar body extrusion after meiotic divisions. The transcript is spliced from 17 exons.